Drosophila rhopaloa is the source of this 693-nucleotide messenger RNA. RefSeq lists its product as uncharacterized. Lineage: Eukaryota; Metazoa; Arthropoda; Insecta; Diptera; Drosophilidae. The record is from RefSeq and is a predicted model, not a curated record. Bases 103 to 585 code for a protein of 160 amino acids. The transcript is spliced from 3 exons.
AUUUGUCGAAGAAGAGAAAUCUUACAGUACUGCAAAUCAGAUUUACUGAUCAUAAUAUAGAAAUUAUUCGUUUAAAAUUUGUGGAGCGCUUUUGUUUUAACCAUGGCGUGUCGCUGCAGAUAUAUAAAACAAAUUUUUACCAAGUGCUGCUUCUGCUAUUCUCUGCGAUUCGGGGUGCUGCUCUUCGGCUGCAUCUUCCUCACCUGGUUCCUGUACAUCACAAUCGGCACCGGCUUCAUGAUGGAGUGCAUCUUCCCGGCGGAGUACCAGAGGGGCGUCUUUGCAGCACCGGCUGCCCUAAAGGCCACCAUGGUUUUCUCCUUUUUCGGGAUCAUUGCAUCUGCCAUGCUCUGCAUUGGAGUGCAUAAUAACAAUGAGAUGCUCUUUUUACCCUUUCUGGGCUUUACGCCAAUUUGGAUACUGGUUCACAUCCUGGCUUUGACCGUCUAUUCCUUUAAUUGGGUUAUAGUAAUCCUGACAGUCAUUACAAUGUUUGUUUUACUGUACGCCUGGUUUGUGGUUUGGUCUUACUACGUAGAACUUCUAUUCGCCUACGAGGAUGAAUUGGAAACCGGUUAUGUCUAAGAUCGGAAGUUAAGUGUGCAAUGCAGUCGGUUUGAUGUUUUUGACUGUACAAUAUAUACAACUUUCAGAAUAAAUUACUGUCUCUUAAAAUUAUAAAACUCAAAAUUG